Cynoglossus semilaevis (tongue sole) is the source of this 3572-nucleotide messenger RNA. RefSeq names its product synaptopodin 2b (gene synpo2b). Gene Ontology annotation, molecular function: actin binding. Gene Ontology annotation, biological process: positive regulation of actin filament bundle assembly. The transcript is spliced from 3 exons. Gene Ontology annotation, cellular component: nucleus; Z disc; actin cytoskeleton. The record is from RefSeq and is a predicted model, not a curated record. Bases 467 to 3499 code for a protein of 1010 amino acids. Lineage: Eukaryota; Metazoa; Chordata; Actinopteri; Pleuronectiformes; Cynoglossidae.
UUGGACAUCAGACAGUGUGUAUAAAAGGAGAGAAGAUGGAGUCUGGCACAUGACUUUGUGAUGAUGGUAAAUUAUUGAGGCUGAUCCUCAAAAAUUGUACAAUACAAUUUAUAAUAUUAUGAAGAUAUUUAAAUUUUAAAUGACUUCCGCUAAAUGUCCGUGGCCCUCUUCAAAAGUGUCACUUGUAAAACUGCAUCAAUUAGUCCUGUGGUGUUUCCAUAUUAAUGAAAGAUUAAUUAACAGAAGAAUAGAUCUGCCUCUCUGGUAAAUGUGUGUUUUUUUUGUGUAAACUGAUUUAGUUUAACACAGUUUGUUUGACCUGUAAAAUAGAGAAAAACUCUUCCUUUUUUUGGUACAAUGUUGUCAUAAGUUAGCUCUGCAUUUGAAUAAAGUAGACUUGAAUCUGUUUUUCAGGUGACGUUGCUGAUUUGAGGCCUUUGUGAAACAUAUUGGAACAGUGCUGAAAAUGGAACCAGAGACUGACCCAGAAACCGAUGACUGCUUCGUCUUUAGCUCAGAUUCAAACUGCUUUCUGGAACCUUCUGUCCUUGACUCUAAUGAUCAGAACCGGUCUGAGUCUCUAGAAUCCCUUCAGUCAGGGGACUGGGAACUGAGUGAAAAUGCAGAGAAUGUUUCAGACUGUGAGUCAAUCACAGGGUCUCCCCCCGCUCCAGACCAAGACCUCGCUGACUGUGAGCUUUAUUCUGGGCAGAAAUCACAGAUGCAUUCCUCGUCCUCGUCUUCACCCCUUUGCUGCACUGCUGCGAUGACCCUGACCUUGACCCUGGACACGGGGGAGCCAGAACUGGGAGCCAGUAACUGGCAAAAGUUAGGGAGUGGGAACAGGAGUCCUGAAUCUUCAGAGGAAGGAGGGAGUGGAGAGGCACCUCCUGCUUCUGUCUUAUUUGAAAUUUCAGAGGCUGCUGAGCAGGCAGAGAAAAGGAACUCAGGGUCUGACACAGAUCUGUGCAGACCAGGCAGACCCAGGGAACGACACGCACGACUGUGUCACAGAGAGAGCCCGUCAGAGAGACGACUGAAGGAAACCAAGGCUAAAUGUAAGGAAAUUGCCCGGCUUCUCACUGAUGCACCCGAUCCUCAGAGCAAGGCGGCCUUGCUGUUUAAAAAGCGUUGCCAGAGGGUCAAGAAGUACACGCUCGUGAGUUACGGGACUGGUGAUAAGGUUGACAGCGAAGACCAAAUACAGGAGGAAACUGAAGAAGUCAGCUCAGCCAGAUAUAACUUUCUGGCAACGAGUGAUUCAGAGUCAGAGGAGGAGUAUUCUGUUCAUCACCAGCAGCAGAGUCUCAGUCUGACCUGGGGAAGUGUUGGAGAAAUGGAAGUGCUACCAGAAACAAGAGGGAAAGGAAUUUUCAUGUUUGCCCAGCGCCGAAAAAGGUUGGAUGACAUCGCGUCGGAGCAGGAAAAAAUGAGGAGUGAAGGAGUACCAGUUAUAGGUUAUACAUGUACUAGAGCUCAGAAUAUGUAUCACUCCAGUGCUAAUCAGCUCAACCAUGUGGGUGCAGGUCACAGGCAGCAGAACUACAGGGAUGAUAUUGGACUGACGCCAAUGUCUCCAAAACCCUUUGUACCAAACAGAACUGCAAAGCCUUUCCAAGGAAUUCAAAGGGCCCAAACUUCACCUGUCAUUAGUGCUGUUAGUCCUGCCAUAAGGAGGAACGAACCAAGGUUCAAAGCACCCGCGCCCCCUGUCCCUAGUCCACACGUUUGGUCUCCAACUGGAGACAUUAUUGCUUCAAGAGACGAGCGGAUAUGUGUGCCAGCGAUCAAAGCCGGCAUCUUACCAGAGUCCCGAAGGAGACCGGCUAAACAGUCAUCAGCAAGAGUGUCAGGCUCCCAUCCUCAAGGCCAAGGGGACAGGAAGUCUUACAUCGAGUCAGAGGAGGACUGUUUCAGUCUCGGAGCAGAGGCUUGUAACUUCAUGCAACCGAGAACAGUUAAACUCAAGAAUCCACCUCCAGUUGCCCCCAAACCUACAAUUGAUCCAUCCAGUGUUCCCUGGUUGAGGAGGAGUCCCACUGUUGAGCCACCUCUUGCACCAAAAAGUCCAAUUUCACGAUUGUCUCACAGUUCAGGGGGGGCUCACAGCCAGCAGCAGGAUAGGGGCCAAUCACAACAGGUAGCCAACCGUUGGGAACCAAUCCAGACCACUGCUACUACCUGGGCUCCAGUCAACGCCUCUUCUCAGCGCCACCUUCAUUUGACUUCAACUGGCUUCAACCAGCAGCUGCCUCGAUCCCCAGUGAGUACACAGGCCCAGAGUUCAGAUUACAGACCCCAUCAGCCACCGGCAUCCUCAGGACUGAAGGCCUACAGCCUCCCGACCUCGGUCGCUUCUUGUCCCCCACAAACAGCGAAGCCACAUAUCCAGCCAUCAGCAGCACUGCAUACCUCCCCAAAGUUCCAAGCCUCAAACAGAGGUGUGAAUGAGCCCGGCGAUGGUUCCACCAUGACGGGGAAAGGUGCAGAGCUGUUUGCUAAAAGACAAUCUCGAAUGGAAAAGUUUGUUGUGGAUGAAGAAACGGUGCAAGCCAAUCAGAGAAGAUCCCCCUCCCCAACCUUCUCCCUUCCCAACUCCUGGAGGUAUUCCUCCAUCGUACGUGCCCCUCCUCCUUUAUCGUACAACCCACUCCUUUCUCCUUUUUACCACCCUUCAGCAGCCAAACAAUCUCCUCCCACAAUCACCAAAAUCGCCCCUAAGACUAAAGAGAAACCCAAAGCACCACAAAAGCACUUGAACACCUUAGAUAUUGUCAAACACCAACCUCAUCACUUAGACUCAUCACUGUUCACGUGUGACGCAGUCCCUGAGGUCAAAACCCCCAGCCCCAAACCAGUGUUGAAAUUUGAGGCGACCAAAACCCUUAAACAAAAAACCACCUCCUCCCAUUCUCCCUAUUAUACCCCUGGGCCCGUGGCUCAGGUCAGGGCUGAAGCCCCGGCCAAGUCUCCCGUACCGGGAUUUAAGCCCAGCUACUCCCGGAGUCUUCCCCGUCGUAUGAAUUCUAUGACUUGGUCAACAGUGAGCUCAGUUGGAGCCCAGGCUUCGUUUGUGCCCACACGGAGGCGAACGUCGGUUCAAGAACACGUCUCUAAGCCACUGUCUCCGUGGGAGGCAGCGUCCAGGAGCCCCAUUGGUUCAGUGGAGGAGGCGUUUGUUUUUCAGAGCCUGCCGUCAUCUGUGAUCUCUCAUGUCAAAGCUGCGGAGAAGCUCAAAUCUCUGCCAGAGCCUCCAGAUGAGUGGAGGCGCAGAGUGUCUCUUGAUCCCGCAGCUGUCGGUACGAGUCCUUACUGUGCACUCCCUGCUUUUCAGGCUCCGUCUCUGAGCAGGACGUUUGCACCUGAGACACCACCAGCCUUCUAUGGGCCUCCCUUUAAACCUGCCCAGCCCCUGAGGCCUCCCAGCAGGGCGGGCAGCCUUGGAUACAUGGGUCCAGGUCCAGGUCUGACACAGUACUGUCACAUCUACAGAAGUUAAAUCCAUAGCACCAAAAAAAUGAAAACCAAAGCCUUAUGAAAGGGGGAAAAAAAACAAUCGAAAGGUGUGUGUU